Molecule: messenger RNA, 1330 nt
Organism: Gastrolobium bilobum
Lineage: Eukaryota; Viridiplantae; Streptophyta; Magnoliopsida; Fabales; Fabaceae
Exons: 14
Coding region: 1-1155 (384 amino acids)
Molecular function (GO): protein binding
Source: RefSeq, a predicted model, not a curated record
AUGACCUUACCUCAUUUUGUGGUGUGUUAUUCUUUAACUUAUUUGGUAGCGUCGAAUCGCGAAAGUGAUUUAAAAUAUGAGUUCCACUCGAAGCUUCUAAAAGAGUUCCCAAGAGAUCUGGUCUCUCUAAAGAGAGCACAGAUUCUGUGCUUCUACAUGGGCCGGCCUGAUCUUUCUUUAUCUCUUGUUCAUCAGGUUCUACCUCAAAAUGAAGGAGAAAAUUACAUAUAUGGCAUGCUUGCUUUUCCUUUGUUGGAGCUUGGACAAAUGAAAGAUGCUGAGGAAGCUGCCAAAAGGGGGUUUGCAAUCAAUAAGCAAGACAGCUGGUCACAGCAUGCUUUGUGCCAUGUUCUUCAGUAUGAGUGCCGAUUUAAAGAAGCUGUUAAUUUCAUGGAAGAAUGUUCAUCAUCAUGGAGUUCUUGUUCUUCAUUUAUGUUGACGCACAAUUGGUGGCAUGUAGCUCUUUGUUACUUAGAAGGUAAUGCUCCAAGGCAAAGAGUGCUUGAGGUAUAUGACAAUUAUAUAUGGAAGGAGUUAGACAAAGCCGAUGCUGCGAAUGCUGAGGUUUACUUAAAUGCGGUGGGUAUGCUUUUGCGAUUGUGUGUACACGGUGAACUGGAUAGCUUUGGUGAUCGUCUCAAGAUGCUUGCAGAAUGCCUUACUGAUCAAGCAAGCUGGUAUUUGGAGUGGCACCUUGAUAUAUUGACAGUUUGGGCUUUGGCGAAGACUGGAGAAAUUCCUAAAGCACAAGAUCUUCUAAAGGGCUUAAAAGACAGGAUUUCAAGGAUGACUAAAAAGAAGCAACAAAUAAUGCAGAGAGGGAUGAUGCUUGCAGAAGCACUUUAUGAGUAUGGAAGGGGUAAUGAAAGACAUGGACUUGAUUUACUUGGUCCAGAUUUUGAUGCAAAUGAUUGUAAGAUGAUUGGUGCAUCUGAUGAACAAGUUGAUGUAUUCAAUGAAGUUUGGUAUAGCAUGUUGCUGAAUUGCGGAGAAGCGACGAAGGCAAUUGAAGUGCUUGAGAAGCGAAUCAAGAAGAGAAAUGGCAUCCCCUACAUGUGGCGUCUGCUGGAGAGGGGAUAUAAACUAGCUAACAGGCCAGAAGCUGGAAUUGCAAACGAGCAAGCCAAUACUUUGGAGAGUGCUUAUUUUAAUUAAGGGAAUAAUCACAGAAUCAAAUCAUAUCCGGUUCUUCUUGAAUAUACAUAUUACUCGUGCCAAAACGAGUCCUUUAUAGGUGGGGAAAUAGCAUAUAAAAUAAAUGUAACUCAAUGGGGCCUUGCUCCCCCCAUGAUGAAUGAUUUGUAUUCGCAUAUAAUUUGCUUUUGAUUCA